UCACUCUCAAGAAAAUGGCACUCUCUUCACCAAUCCAAUCCCUACUUAUCCUAAUAUCAUUUUUCCUAUUCACAUCACUCAUUGCCGCCAUGCCAACCCUACAAGACCCUGAGCUUGUAGUCCAUGAAGUACAUAGGAAACUAAAUGCUUCUAGAAGAAGGUUGGGAUUCUUAUCAUGCAACACUGGUAACCCAAUCGAUGACUGCUGGCGGUGUGACCCCAACUGGGAGCAGAAUCGCCAGAAGCUAGCUGAUUGUGCCAUAGGUUUUGGUAAGAACGCUAUCGGCGGAAGGGAUGGGAAGAUCUACAUUGUGACAGACUCAAAAGACGAUGAUCCCGUGAACCCUAAGCCAGGGACGCUCCGCCAUGCUGUGAUCCAAGACGAGCCAUUGUGGAUCAUAUUCGAGCGUGACAUGGUCAUUCAAUUGAAGGAGGAAUUGAUCAUGAACUCAUUUAAGACCAUUGAUGGUAGGGGCGCUAGUGUGCACAUUGCAAACGGUCCAUGCAUCACCAUACAAUAUGUGACCAACAUCAUCAUCCAUGGUGUUCAUAUACAUGACUGUAAGCAAGGCGGGAACGCUAAGGUGCGGGACUCCCCACAGCACUUCGGGUGGAGGACCUUAUCCGACGGUGAUGGGGUGUCGAUCUUUGGCGGGAGCCACGUGUGGGUUGAUCAUUGUUCCUUGUCUAACUGCAAUGAUGGGCUCAUUGAUGCAAUCCAUGGGGCCACGGGUAUUACAAUCUCUAAUAAUUAUAUGACUCAUCAUAAUAAGGUCAUGCUUUUAGGGCAUAGUGAUACAUAUAUGCAAGAUAAGGGCAUGCAAGUCACCAUUGCAUUCAAUCACUUUGGAGAAGGGCUUGUACAAAGAAUGCCAAGAUGUAGACAUGGCUACUUUCAUGUGGUGAACAAUGACUACACUCAUUGGGAGAUGUAUGCUAUUGGAGGGAGUGCUGACCCCACAAUUAAUAGCCAAGGCAAUAGAUUUCUUGCCCCUAAUGACAGAUUUAACAAACAGGUUACAAAACACGAGGACGCACCCGAAAGCCAGUGGAAGAACUGGAAUUGGAGAUCGGAGGGAGACCUAAUGCUAAAUGGUGCAUUUUUUGUAGCUUCGGGUGUGGGGGCCUCGUCGAGUUAUGCUAAGGCGUCGAGCUUAGGUGCUCGGCCAUCAAGCCUAGUGGGACCCAUCACCUCCGGUGCCGGUGCUCUCGUCUGCCGGAAGGGCUCUCACUGCUAAAAGUGUGUGCAUAUAUAUCUAUAUAAGUAUGAAUAUGUAGUAUAUUUAUGCACAAACUCACUAUUACAUGCAAUGUGGGAGUGCGGCACAAGAAGACUGCAUGUGGGUUGAAGAACACCACAUAUUUGAUUGGUCUUCCACUUUUUUUUGUUUUAAAUUUGAAAUGUAUCUAAAAUAAAAGCAACUAAUGCAUUGUUGAUGUACAUAUAAGAAUUCGAAUGUAUAUUAUGUCUCUCUUUUGAUGUAAAAUCCUAAUUAAAGAUGUUUCUUUUAUCGGGAAA
This is a messenger RNA of Salvia splendens (bonfire salvia), 1519 nucleotides long. RefSeq names its product probable pectate lyase 18. Gene Ontology annotation, molecular function: pectate lyase activity. Lineage: Eukaryota; Viridiplantae; Streptophyta; Magnoliopsida; Lamiales; Lamiaceae. The record is from RefSeq and is a predicted model, not a curated record. The transcript has 4 exons. The coding region runs from base 15 to 1238 and encodes 407 amino acids.